Molecule: messenger RNA, 5145 nt
Organism: Pecten maximus
Lineage: Eukaryota; Metazoa; Mollusca; Bivalvia; Pectinida; Pectinidae
Product: actin-binding protein IPP-like
Exons: 5
Coding region: 2204-3934 (576 amino acids)
Molecular function (GO): protein binding
Source: RefSeq, a predicted model, not a curated record
CAACAUGGACGACACGGUGUCGUACUCUGCAAACAGCUCUCAGUGGCUUUAGCAUAAUGGCAGCACAUAGCCCUUCAGGUACACGUAAGGGCCACUUUUAUCGACAUGGAGGCCAUAUUUACCGACAACUGGUCUAUUUCGUUUGGAUUUGUUUUGCAGACACCGCCAGCUGCACUGUAUAACGUCAGCUCUCUACAUGUCUCUCGUCAUUUUGGCAAACUUCUCACUUACAAUAAAUAUAAAACAUCACAGGGGCAUGCCCAGGAAUCUUAUAUUUUAGAAAAUAGCCAUAGAUACCUAUAUCUUAAGAUAAACUUAUUUCUGGCUAUUUUUUCAACAUAAGACAAGACAUACCCUAGACAAGUGCUGUUAUAUUAUAAGAUAAACCUCCACACCCUUUCAAUUCCAACCAUACACAUCCUCUCGAACAUUUUUAGAAGACGCACCCCGCAUUGAUGUUCAUUUACAUCUCCAGUUUUUUUUACAAAUGACAAGCCUAGCUGAUAGAUAUAUGAAAAAUACAGCUGACGUACGCUGUCCUGUAGGUAAGAUGUACAUGUAUGACACUGUCUGCACCCCUCAUAACAUGAUUGUAAGAGGCGACUCAAUUUGGAUUACUACCUUUCCUCUUCUUUCUAAACAACUUUUUUUCUAUUCUAACUAAUGUAUUGUUUGACACUCCUUCACGUUUGUUAUUUAGUUGAGUUUUCACCCCUGUGAGAAAGGCUAUUAAAGAGUUCUGUCCCCAGGACGAGAUAAUACGACACUACUUCAGCUACAGUGCUAAAGGUCUCUGGCUGGUUUUUUGGUUCAGACGCACGCUGUGUUACCCUCUUAACAUUUUUGCAGUAAAAACUACACAUACCAGAGUCUCUAAAAUGGUAGUUUCUUCUCCUACUUAACACUUAGCAUUUCAGGAGUCAGAUGAAUAGUUCAACUAUUGGUUGAAUAAUGUGACCUGGUGAUCAUGAGGUCCUGCUGGGUGUCUUCAGCAGUAUACUUCACCAAAAACAAAACAGGAAUAUAUCACAUCCUCCCAAAUCUUGCAUUCACACAUGCAUGCAGUUUCCUUAAAUUAUCAUGUGACCAUAGUGUAAUAUUAGAUGGAAAAUGCAGCAACCAGACUUUGAUACUCAAACCUGGACCUCCAAACUCUAGACAGACGCUUUAACCAUUUGAGCUACCUGGCUACCGGCGUUCAGUCCAGUCCAAUUCUGCUUCAUUCCUCCCUCCUUCAACAAAGUCUUCAACACAAAGACACACAUGAAACCCUAUCGAUAUACCACCUCCGUGGGUAGUUAAUUGGGUGCCAAAUGUAACAGGAGAGGAAAAAUGCAGCGAACUGACCGGGACUCGAACCCAGGACCUCCAAACUCAAGACAGAUGGUCUAACCAUUUGAUCUACCUGACCACCGCAUUUUGCCUAUAGACCUUUCUGUUAUAAUAAUUGUUGAUCAUGAUAGGACAUUAAACCAUAUCAAACCAAUCAAUCAAACUUUGACUCAAACAGGUUGGGAAUUCUCUUGGAAAGCCGAAAAAUUUGAAGUUUUAUAUACAAUGCACUCAGUCAUAAAAUACAAGGUUAUCUUGCAGAAUUGAUCCAUGCGAUAACCUUGACUUUCUGAGGGAGUUUCCAACCUGACAAAUAGUGGUAAAUAAUUACACAAAUGUAUGAAUAUUGAAUAUGUACAUGAUGUACAUGUAUAUAUACAUUUAGAAACAUGUCUUUCUGUCAGUAAGAAUAUACAAGUAUCAUGAUCAAUAUUGGAUAUUUUACACUGUACUAAUGUAUCGGGUAUAUCAGACUCUUGUGUGUUUGAAAGCAAUAAUUUUAAGAUAUGAUAAUUGUCUGCAUCUAAUGGACAGUGGAAGUAAAAGCACUUAUGGAUGCAAAAAUGUGCUUACUUGUAUUCUGUAACAUUAUCGAUGAAAAUCAAUAGUAAAAUGAAGAAGAUUAUGAUUUAUAAAUUAAAGUUGUAAAAACAAAAAAACAAAAAUCUGCACAAAUGUAGCCUUUUUCUCUCAAAAACAGAACAGUUACAUGUACUGCUACUAACCUGUGAUUAUAAACGUGUACAUUUCUAUUUUCAGAGUCUAACCCUUGUACUGAAACACCUGAUUCAUAUGACAUUAAACCACACCAGACCUGAACCAGGUAUACUGCAUGUGAAAACUUUCCCUGAAGUCUAUAUGUGACUCAAUCAUGGUGUUAAACUAUCCUGAGCGCUUCCUUGAAAGUCUCUACCAUUUGUGGGAGGAUGACAUGUUCUGUGAUAUUUGUAUCCAAGUGGGAAGCCAAACCUUCAAGGCCCACCGUAUUGUGCUGUCAGCAGGCUGUGACUACUUCAAGGCCAUGUUCGAAUGUGGACUGAUGGAGCAAAAAGCAGACUGUGUAGAAAUUCAUGACAUGGAUCCGCUUGUGUUUAGAAAUCUACUGAAUUUUAUAUACACAGGAAAGGUUGACAUCAAGGAAGAAAACUGUCAGGAUGUCCUUGCAGCAGCAAACAUGUUUGGGCUACAAGAGAUAAUUGCCCUUUGUUGUGUGUUUCUGAAACAUAAGCUUCACCGUGAAAACUGUCUAGGUAUUUAUCAGUUUGCUGAGGCACAUGCUUGUAAGGAACUGAAAUCAGAUGCUGAGAAGUUUAUAAACAACCACUUUCUGCACCUGUCAAAGGAGGAGGAGUUUUCUUGUCUACCUGUGGAUUUACUUAUCAAGCUUCUGAAGAGCGAGUAUCUGUGUAUAGAAGAUGAACACCAGGUCCUACAGGCGGGGCUUAACUGGGUUCUUCAUGACCCCAGCAGCCGGAGAAAACAUAUAUUUGAUAUUUUACAUCAGGUGCGAAUCCCAAUUAUUCCAGAAAGGCAGCUAUUAGACAUCUUGGAUAGUUGCAGUGACCUUAGCACAAAAGUUGUCAUCCAGAAGUUUGUACAGGAUUUUCAUUUGGAGAGACAAAUUUCUUUAAAAUUGCAUCAAAAUAGAAUCAAGCCUCAUAUGCUUAACCCAAGGAAAUGUGCCAGGAAAAAUAUUUAUGUUAUUGGAGGUAACAAACAAUCUGAUGAAUGGAGAUGGAGUGAUGGUGUUACCGUGCCAACUGUAGAAAAAUUUGACACGCUUACCAUGGAUUGGACAAGCAUGAGUGACAUGCAGUUUUCCAGGAGUAGUCAUGGUGCUGUGGUGUUAAAUGGACAAAUAUAUGUAGUAGGUGGAGAAAAUGAUUCAUUGAUCUGUGAUAAUGUGGAAUGUUAUGACCCAGCCAGUAACAAGUGGAGUUCCCUCCCUUGUCUAAACUACCCACGUUGUGGUCUUGGACUAUGUGUGGCUAAUGAUUGUAUCUAUGCAUUUGGAGGCUGGGUUGGAGAGGAACUAGGUGACAGUGUGGAGAAGUAUGAUCCAGAGACUAACCAAUGGACAAUAGACUGUAUAAUGCCGACACCCAGGCAUGCUAUGGGUGUGCUGGGAUGUGGAGGGCUGAUAUACCUGAUUGGUGGGUUGGAUGCUGAUGAGACUGACCUGACUUCUGUUGACAGUUUUAAUCCUGUAACUAAAGAGUGGCAGCAGUUGCCACACCUUAAGGUCGAGAGGUCACACCUGGGUGUGGCCUCCCUAGAUGGAGUCCUGUACGCCAUUGGGGGACUAAACCAUUCACAGGGUGACCUCAUGUCUGCAGAAAAAUAUGUUCUUGAUUCUGAUGGCUGGGAGGAGAUCGCUCCCCUGUCUGACAAGCGGUCAGCUCCCUGUAUGGCCGCGGUAAAUGGUCAUCUGUAUGUGAUUGGUGGACAAAAGUGGACAGACCGGUUCUCUAAUUACAGGCAUUAUUGCAGUAACCCUGUCACACUUGACAGUAUGGAAUGUUACAACCCGAAGAACAACGUCUGGUCAAAGUUGCCUUAUAUGCCCAUGGACCGCUGUAGAGCAGCGGCUGUAGUACUUUAACACUACUGCUACUAACCUGGACUGUUAUUACCGUGAAUUGACCUACUCUAGUCAUACUGUUACUUCCUCAGACUGUGGUAUUGUAAGUGUGCUGCAUAGUUCUCAAUGCCAGUGAUUUUGUUUCUGUAUUACCACAGUGCCAGAAUGGUAAUAGUAAAGGUAUUAACAAGUUCAUCAACACUGCCAAAAUGGUCAAGCAUAAUGGAUUGAUUUUCAUAAAACAAAUGGUGAUGAGUGCAAUACUUAAUCUGUUCUAAGUAAGUGCUAUUUAAAUGUAUUUCAAAUUUGCAACUGGUUAUUACAAUUAUUUGAAACAAUGCCUUUGUGAGAUUUGCAGAUAAGCUUGUGUGGCUUUUGGUCAGUAGUGAAUAUUUUGCUCUAAGUUGUAAUGUUUGUUACUAGAAAUGCUUUUGUGAGUUUAGAGAAAUAAAUACACUUUUGUGUGAGGGAUGGUGCUGGCAAGCUGUAAUACUAUUGUGAUAGUUAAACUACCAUACUGUUUAAGUGGUGAUUUUCUAUAGUGGUGCAGUGGAGUUAUUUGUAAGUAGUGAAUAUAGUUAUGUUGUUUUAAAUUUAAUCAAUGGCUACAGAUAUAUUUAUGAUAGAACAUUGUUUAAAAGGUAUUGUUUUUUAGGUCACCUAAGACAAAGUCUCAAGUGAUGUAAUCAACUUCUGUCCGUCAUCGUGCAUCCAUAAACAAUUUACAUUUUUCACUUCAUCUCGAAAUUUGCAGAAACUAAUUAUAUGGUCCCCAACCUCCAGGCGACUGGGGCAGGACGGGCAGGACGGGCAGGGCAAAAGGGAUCAAAUUUACUGAAAUAUCGAAAAAAAUUUCCUAGGACGCAAAUAAAGUAGAAUCAAAUACUCUUCAUAGAUGGAAGGGUCUUAAGGUGUUACCGGGGUAUACCAAAACUGCGAAUUUCACAGCCAAGGGGGUCUCAUGUGACCCACAGGGACUGAUGGGUUGGCCCAAAAAGGUUAAAAUUUACUGAAAUAUUUAAAAACUUAGGUGAUCGUUAGAAAGCCUAUGGGCCUCUUUUUUUGGAUACUUUUGUUUUAUAUACAAGGUUUAUAAUGAAAUGUUAUCACUUAUCAGAUGGGUGGACAAUAGGUAGGUAGUAUAUGGGCAGUAAAAUAUCUAUAUACUUCCUACCUAUUGGUAUCAAUAACAAAUCUGAUACUCUGACAUAUCAUUCUAUAGAUUAGGAGGC